Malus domestica (apple) is the source of this 1203-nucleotide messenger RNA. RefSeq names its product psbP domain-containing protein 7, chloroplastic. NCBI's taxonomy places the organism in Eukaryota, Viridiplantae, Streptophyta, Magnoliopsida, Rosales, Rosaceae. The record is from RefSeq and is a predicted model, not a curated record. Gene Ontology annotation, biological process: photosynthesis. Gene Ontology annotation, cellular component: photosystem II oxygen evolving complex; photosystem II; extrinsic component of membrane. Gene Ontology annotation, molecular function: calcium ion binding.
AAAAUGCUCUCUAUGAGUUUUAGAAAUAUGAAGGGAGUACUAAUUCUACCACAACCACUCGUUCGGAUAAAACAUGCGUUGAACUAAAUAAGCCGGCACUAGUGCUUCAACAAAAAGAUAAGACAAUGCCGGCAUUGCCCCAAUACUUUCAUGCAUGCAAACAUAUAUGCCUCAACCUGAACCAGAUACGCAUAAUCACACCGUCCUCCGGCUGCCGGAAAAAGGGUUUGCGAGAGGUGAGAAUAAUCCGGGCAGAAAGGCCUCCGGCGGACCAAUUUGCUUCACUACAAUCAGGGUUUAGGCGGCGGCUUCUUCUCGGUUUAGGGACAGCUUCUGUGGUUGCUCUUGGUGCUGAUUUUCUCGGAGUCACAAGUUUUCUUCUCGGGUUGUCGCCGGAAAGUAGUAGGAGUCUUAAGCUGGAUGUGGUUUAUCCCAUAGGAGGCUACAGUAGGUGCAUUGACACAAAUGAAGGAUUUGAAUUUAUAUACCCAGCAAGUUGGGUUGGAGAUCAAACACUUCUGUAUCGAGCAGCAGAGAAAAAGGAAUUUGAAAGAUCACUUGAUCCUCCUCCCUUGAACUUCAACACCAAAUCCAGGACUGAUGGCCGCCGACGAAAUGUCAGUGAACCCGUUGUCGCAUUUGGCCCGCCCGCAACCACCGGCGAGCUCAAUGUUAGCGUCAUUGUGUCGCCAGUUGCUCCUGAUUUCAAAAUUGAAGCAUUUGGAGGACCAAAAGAGGUAGGAGAAGCCGUGGUUAGGACCGUCACAGGAUCCGGCAAACGCCCCGGCAUCAAGGGAACUUUGAUCGAAUCAAAAUUGAGAGAGGAUAGUGCAAGCAAUGUUAAGUACUACGAGCUUGAAUUCAGAGUUGAGAGCCCCUUGUUUCACCGGCAUAACAUCGCAGUAUGUUGCGUUCGUGGUGGUCGGUUAUUUACACUUAAUGCUCAGGCACCGGAAUCAGCAUGGCCGGAGUUGAAGUCUGACUUCCAUAGAAUUGCCGAAUCGUUUAGCCUCACCUCUUGAUAUGAAGAGAGUGCAUUGCCGUUUCGUGUUCGGCGAUUCUCAGGUCGUCAAUCACAUAGUUACAGAAGAAAACUAUGAAGUGUUGGCAUUUACUCACUUUUUCAUUAACUAAUGGCACAAGUGCUACAUUGUUGUUCGAAAAAUUCUUCAAGUGCAGCAUAUAAGCACAUUUAUACAUCGA